Lachancea mirantina is the source of this 612-nucleotide messenger RNA. NCBI's taxonomy places the organism in Eukaryota, Fungi, Ascomycota, Saccharomycetes, Saccharomycetales, Saccharomycetaceae. The record is from the annotation of a GenBank genome assembly.
AUGGCAUCUUCAAAAAUUCUUGACCGUUUUAACCAAACAAUGCUGAUACAAUACCUAUGGCUUUUGGCAAGUCUUGCAUUAGCUCUAGCCAACACAGAGACAUUGAUUAUCUCUCUUCCCGCGGACUUCCCGCCCAGUUCGGGUCAGUUGAAGGUUACGCAUCCUACAAUUGAUCUAGGAAACGACAAUCAUCGCACACAGAAAUUUGAGGUUCCCGUUGAUGAGAGAUACGCCAUUGAACUGCAGAACUUAAAGAUUGGUCAAAGUUAUAUGAUAAAAUUCUGCUGGACUGCUUUGAAUCCAGUUUCGAUCGAAAACGCUAACUACAAAGUGGUACCUCAUAACACACCAUUUGAUGGUACUAUAGAUGGAGAGAACGCAAGAGUCUUCGUUGAACUCGAAACCAAAGGUUUCUCUUAUCCGGCUUACACGGCUAAAUCGAUUCCAUUAAAUGUUUCCGUGGUGAACCUUAAAAUGAACAUCCCAGUUGACUUGUACUCUACCAUACUAUAUAUUCUGAUUACCAUGAUAGCGGUCCUGCUGUUCAACAGACGGGUACCCAUUUAUGAUAGGUUGCGAGUUCUGGACUUGAAGCAGUCAUUGGUGGAGUAA